AGAGCUAGCUGCUGUUUCAUUUAUUCAAAUUCCUCCUCCAUGGAAAAAGUGGGCCGGGUUUGGGCAUGAAACUCCCGGGCUGAAAAAGGGGCCCACUCCGGCCCUGGUAAUAGAUAAAAGUUUUUAAGCCUGCCAGUUCUAUUUAUAUCAUGUUUUAGAAACCAAAAUUACUUAGUGUAACACAAGCAAUAACAGAGAAAACAAUUUACCAAAUUUUUGCCUAAUUCUUAAUGCUUUCUAUUGGCUUUCGAAAAAUUAAGACCUACUGAGUGCAGCAGUCAAACGGAACAUUGAAAUUUUGUCAGAUCAAAAUCAUGUACUGAACAAGCCACUCCUAUUUUUUAACUGUUUCAAUUCCUGAAGCAACCGCUCCUCAUUUGUAGAGAUGGCUGAGAGUAUGUCAGAUGCAGAAAAAAGGCAAGAUACAUUUGAUAUUAUAUAUAUAUAUAUAUAUAUAUAGUAUUAUUAUUAUUUUUUCUUUUGUGUGUGUAUGUUUAUAGGCUAGGUUGUAAAGUACCUUGUCAUGGAGAAGACAGUUGUAUGAACUUGUAUUGUUUAAUGUGUAUUUUCAACAGUGCAGCCAAGUUUAAGUCCAAGUAUUAUUUUUCAAUGAAUGCGUAUCUGCUCUACAUAGAAGCCAAUAAUCUUGUGAAACAAUUUGGCACUGAGGAUCAAAUGGAUCAAAUUAAGAAACUGCAUCAGGUCCUUGAACAGAUGCUCCACAGCAUCCUGUUUAUAGGCAACAUUCAAGACUCAAAAUGCUGCCCAGAAGACAUCUUCUCAAAUUCAGAGCUUCAUGAUGCCACAAAAAAACUUUACCCUGGACCAUUUAAAUCGUACGAAACACAUUUGCCUAAAAGGACACCGUUCUCCUACUUUCUGGAAUUGGUCUGGACUUGCGUUUCACCUGAUGAAGAGAUGGUGAAGACUACACUGUGUGAAGUGUAUAGAUGUCAUUCACAUAAAAAGAAAAAACCACUUAUUUCACCAGUCAUAUGCAUCUGUGAGUUUGGUAGCUCUAGAUACUGUGGCGCGUCUCUGUCUUGCAGAAGUAAAACAGUAGGGAAAAUUAUGACUGCUGUGUCCUGUGCACAUGUUUGGCAUCGUUAUGUCUCAUCUGCUGUAAUGACAAGUAUAAAUACAAAAAGAAAAAGACGAAGAAAAAAUCGAAGCAUAAAAAUUCUGUGUCGAGUAGAGUGUAAUGCCUAUUGUUUGAAGAUGAAGGAACCGAAAAAGCCUUGUCUGCGCUGCCACGAGCUUUUUUCACUGCCUGGUCAUACUAGAACAAAAAAUUAUCCAGGUAACUGUGCUGAGACAGAGGCAAUAAGCAACCUCCUCCAUGCAGAACGCAGUGUGUCAAACCAGACCAUUAUAAUAAAUGGUGCAUUUAAUCAGUCAGUGAUAAAGCAAAGAAUGCAAGCUUACUUUGAGGAAGCCAUAAGUGAGUGGAGAAGAAAUGAUCCAGAGCAAAACCAGAGCCAAUAUUCACUUGAUAAGCUAUAUGUUCCUCAACAGUAAAAGAGCUUUUAGGUUGUGUUACACCGCAAGAAAAAGUGACUUCAAUCGGCUUUUCCCUUUACAUUUAACACAAAUUUGUCUUUUGUAAUUAGUGUGACCAGCAAAAAUCAACUCAAAUAUGUUAUGGUGAUAGGCGGCAGACCCAAAGAUGCAGAGUUUGAAAAGUUUUAUUUAAUAAUAAUAAACAAUAAACAGAACACAAAAGGAAAAUAAUAAGUAAACAAAAAACAAUUCGGGAACCCCGAAUGAUGCCGCUGGCGCUGCAGGCAACUGAAACAGAGAAAUAAGAACAAAAACGGAAAAUGCGAGGCGCGAACCCGGAUCGCUCAGAUGUGAGGCGUUCGCUUUCCUCGCAACACUAUCAAGUGGUGAGAGAAGAAAUCAAACCCGCGUGCUUGUAAAGGGCGCAGCGGGAGAAACAUACACCGGUAAAUAAGCCAGUGAAGUCAACGGAAAAUGGAACGCAGAGAUAGCUUUUAAACAAAAGCUGUUCCAGCGUUGUCACCAGCUUGAACUAAGCUGGGAAGGAGCCGGAAAGGAGAACGAGAAUGCCAAGAGUGCAAAUUCGAACCGGGACUGAGGGGAACGACAAAGCCAUAACUUAACCCACUCAGCCAAAGCAGUCUAGGCGAAUCUACACAAGCUUUUGGCUUAAGGACUGCUGCUGAAUAGCCGUAAGGCCAGCGUUAACCCGCUGCUAGCGUAGCAGACGGUGGCUGGCUACAAACGCUAAAAAUAAACAGCAACACGAGGGCUGCACGAAAUCGUACCGGAUGUCCCUAACGAAGAAAACCAAAACCCUGGCUUACCUCGGCCUUGCGACCUACACACCCCGACGCUCUAAUAGUGUCAGGGGUACCCGGGUUUUUCCCUACAAAGAGAGGAAAAAGGUGCGACGCCUGCAGCCUGGUGACGCCCCCUUAAAUAGGGAGACGGUAGCUGCAGGUCGUUUUCACCUAGUUGUUCUGUAAUGCCUGCGACGCUGGGAACUGGUGGUAUGUUCACCAGCCGUCGCAGGCACCCUAACAAAAUCAAUUUUUUUUACUCUAGUUCGGGUCACUUUGAUGUCACACUAAAACUUGUAACUGAUCUGCAGAAAUGUAGCCGCAGUGAAAAAAACAGACUGGAAUUCAUGUAACAUUAACAUGAAGUCGAAAGAUGAAUUUAUUCACAUCAAUCAAAAAACUGUGCAGAUAAGAGAGGGAGUAAAACUGAAAUAAUAAAAAUAAUAACAAUACAAAUUGUAAGAUAGUAUACACAUGGAUUAACAUAAGCACACUAUAGCAACAAUAAGCUGCAGUUUUUAGUUAUCGUUAGUUUUAUUUAAUCCUUUAUAGUGCAGGCAUCAUUAUGCACAGCAUUAAACAUUUAUUUCCAGUCGGUAUCUUCUAAUCUUAAACAUCUUACUUGUUUAGUUUGUACCAAUGCUUUUUACUUGUCAUCACAUUUAAAGUGCUGGAUUGAUGGCAUGCAAGCAGGGUAAAUGAAUUUAGCUCACUAUACCUAUUUGUCUACUUGUUUCUACUUUUGCUUUUGGAGAGCUUUGACUUUAAAAGAUUAAAUCCUGUCAUUCUUUGUUUGUUCUAGUUUAUGUUUUCUAGCAUGUAAUGGUAACUAAAUAAAUAAUUUCUGAUGUUUGUAAAGUUAAGAAACUUCUUGUUUAAUAACUAAUUGAUUUACAUAUGUAAUGAAGUUUGUGGAAAAAUCUGAGCUUGUAUAGUGCUAAAAGUGCUAACAAUAAAUAAAGCACCAUUGUAUUAAAA
Messenger RNA from Trichomycterus rosablanca, 3281 nucleotides. RefSeq lists its product as uncharacterized. Lineage: Eukaryota; Metazoa; Chordata; Actinopteri; Siluriformes; Trichomycteridae. The record is from RefSeq and is a predicted model, not a curated record. The transcript is spliced from 3 exons. Bases 541 to 1518 code for a protein of 325 amino acids.